Messenger RNA from Penicillium salamii, 369 nucleotides. The record is from the annotation of a GenBank genome assembly. NCBI's taxonomy places the organism in Eukaryota, Fungi, Ascomycota, Eurotiomycetes, Eurotiales, Aspergillaceae.
AUGUGUAAACACAUCCUGAAUGCCCAAGUGGCCAUCCGCUCCCACUGCUGCCGGAAAUGGUUCGACUGUGCCGAAUGCCACCAAGAGAGUGAAUCGCACAUGCUCACAAAGAGUGCUGAGAUGAUCUUCGCAUGCAAAAAGUGCAAGAAGUGUUUCCGCAAGGAUGCCGCUGAAUUCGAGGAAAGUGACGAGUUCUGCCCACACUGCGAUAACCACUUCGUGAUCGAAGCGGUGGAACCUCAAGCCAAACUGCACGUUGAGGGCGACGAUGCCCGUAUGGACAGUCGUAUGCUCAAGGACGAACGUGUUGCUCGAGACGAAGAGCGCUCUCUCUUCAACAUGCGCGAUGUCUCGGACCGCAUGGGCUAA